This is a messenger RNA of Venustampulla echinocandica, 1554 nucleotides long. Its product is annotated as putative H+-exporting ATPase 57K chain, vacuolar. NCBI's taxonomy places the organism in Eukaryota, Fungi, Ascomycota, Leotiomycetes, Helotiales, Pleuroascaceae. Gene Ontology annotation, biological process: ATP metabolic process; proton transmembrane transport. The record is from RefSeq and is a predicted model, not a curated record. The coding region runs from base 1 to 1554 and encodes 517 amino acids. Gene Ontology annotation, molecular function: proton-transporting ATPase activity, rotational mechanism; ATP binding. The transcript has 6 exons. Gene Ontology annotation, cellular component: proton-transporting V-type ATPase, V1 domain.
AUGGGAGAUCCACGAGAGUCGUCAUCAUACAGUGUUACCCCAAGGCUUCGAUACAACACCAUUGGGGGUGUGAACGGUCCCUUGGUCAUUUUGGAAAAUGUCAAAUUCCCAAGAUACAAUGAGGUUGUUACCUUAACCCUACCUGAUGGCACUCAAAGGUCCGGUCAGGUACUCGAAGCUAGAGGAAACCGUGCGGUUGUUCAGGUUUUCGAAGGCACAUCAGGCAUCGAUGUUAAGAAGUCAAAAGUCGAAUUUACGGGACAUAGUUUGAAGCUCGGCGUUUCCGAAGACAUGUUGGGCCGCAUCUUCGAUGGAUCAGGAAGAGCGAUUGAUAAGGGACCCCAGGUUCUGGCUGAGGACUACUUGGACAUCAACGGAAGUCCAAUCAACCCGUAUUCGCGCGUCUACCCGGAAGAAAUGAUUUCCACUGGUAUUUCUGCCAUUGAUACCAUGAACUCGAUUGCGCGUGGGCAGAAGAUCCCUAUCUUCUCUGCUGCUGGUCUGCCACAUAACGAGAUUGCUGCUCAGAUUUGUCGACAAGCAGGUUUGGUUCAAAAGCAGGGUGUCACAAGCAAAGGUGUCCAUGAUACGCACGAGGAGAAUUUCUCCAUUGUGUUUGCUGCCAUGGGUGUCAACUUGGAGACGGCUCGAUUCUUCACAAGAGAUUUCGAAGAGAACGGCAGUUUAGAACGUGUUACUUUGUUCUUGAACUUGGCCAAUGACCCUACUAUCGAACGUAUCAUCACACCCCGCCUUGCUCUCACUACCGCCGAAUACUACGCCUACCAACUCGAAAAGCACGUUUUGGUUAUCCUUACCGAUUUGACCGCAUACUGUGAUGCCCUUCGUGAGGUUUCAGCUGCUCGUGAAGAAGUGCCAGGCCGACGUGGUUACCCGGGUUAUAUGUAUACUGAUUUGUCCACUAUCUAUGAACGUGCCGGUCGUGUGCAAGGACGAAAUGGUUCCAUCACUCAAAUUCCUAUCUUGACUAUGCCUAACGACGAUAUCACUCAUCCAAUUCCUGAUUUGACUGGCUACAUUACGGAGGGGCAAAUCUUCAUCGAUCGUCAACUCUGGAACCGCGGCAUCUACCCACCUAUCAAUGUUUUGCCCUCGUUGUCUCGUCUUAUGAAGUCCGCCAUUGGUGAAGGACAUACUAGAAAAGACCAUGGAGAUGUUUCUAACCAAUUGUAUGCGAAAUAUGCCAUUGGUCGUGAUGCAGCUUCAAUGAAGGCGGUCGUCGGUGAGGAGGCUUUGUCGUCGGAAGACAAACUUUCUUUGGAAUUCUUGGAAAAGUUCGAGCGCAGUUUCAUCUCGCAAGGGGCUUACGAGUCAAGAACCAUCUAUGAAUCUCUCGACCAAGCAUGGUCGCUACUGCGUAUCUAUCCAAAGGAAUUGCUCAACCGUAUCCCGUCCAAGGUCCUCGCCGAGUUCUACCAACGAUCAGCUGCCGAUCGCAAAGGAAAGGGACGAGCAACCAAGGACACGAGAGAUAACACCGAGGAGUCGAAGCCUAAAGGCAGUGGGCAGGAGGAGAGCCUAAUCGAUGCAUGA